GGCGCCCCAGCCCUGCUGAACAGCCCCGAGCGCGUUGCGGCCGGCCCGAGAGGGCGAACGAGGAGGAGCGGCGAGACCCGGAGAAAGGGAACGAGAAAGAGCGAGCCCGAGAGCGAGCGCCAGGAGCAGACACCAUGCCCGGCUGGAAGAAGAAUAUCCCCAUCUGCUUGCAGGCGGAGGAGCAGGAGAGAGAUGAGAGUCCCUACACUAAAUCCGCCAGCCAGACAAAGCCGCCUGAUGGAGCAUUGGCUGUGAGGAGACAGAGCAUCCCAGAGGAAUUCAAGGGCUCCACAGUCGUUGAAUUGAUGAAGAAGGAAGGCACGACACUGGGUCUGACAGUAUCUGGAGGAAUUGAUAAGGAUGGCAAGCCAAGAGUAUCUAAUCUGCGGCAAGGAGGCAUUGCUGCUAGAAGUGAUCAGCUGGAUGUGGGUGACUACAUCAAAGCGGUCAAUGGAAUCAACCUGGCCAAAUUCCGCCAUGACGAGAUCAUCAGCUUGCUGAAGAAUGUCGGGGAAAGAGUGGUUCUUGAAGUCGAGUACGAGCUGCCCCCAGUCUCUGUACAAGGAUCAGGUAUCAUUUUCCGAACGGUGGAGGUCACAUUACAUAAAGAAGGCAACACCUUUGGGUUUGUAAUACGAGGGGGAGCGCAUGAUGAUAGAAAUAAAUCUCGUCCGGUUGUGAUAACAUGUGUUCGUCCUGGAGGGCCUGCUGACAGAGAGGGCACAAUCAAACCUGGCGAUAGGCUGCUCAGUGUGGAUGGAAUUCGGCUUCUUGGAACCACGCAUGCUGAAGCCAUGAGUAUUCUUAAACAGUGUGGACAAGAAGCAACGCUGCUGAUAGAAUAUGAUGUCUCAGUAAUGGAUUCUGUGGCAACAGCAUCCGGGCCACUACUAGUUGAAGUUGCCAAAACUCCUGGUGCCAGCCUUGGGGUUGCCCUAACUACCUCGAUGUGCUGUAACAAACAGGUCAUUGUCAUAGACAAAAUCAAAUCUGCAAGUAUUGCGGACAGAUGUGGGGCGCUGCACGUGGGAGAUCACAUCCUGUCUAUCGAUGGAACCAGCAUGGAGUACUGUACACUAGCAGAAGCAACCCAAUUCCUGGCAAACACCACCGACCAGGUCAAGCUAGAGAUUCUUCCCCAUCAUCAGACCCGCCUAGCCCUGAAGGGACCUGAACACGUGAAAAUUCAGAGGAGCGACAGGCAACUUACCUGGGAUUCCUGGGCCAGCAACCACAACAGCCUUCACACCUACCAUCACUAUAACACGUACCACCCUGAUCAUUGCAGAGUGCCAGCCCUGACAUUCCCGAAAGCGCCUCCUCCAAACAGCCCUCCAGCUUUGGUGUCUUCAUCUUUCUCUCCUACCUCCAUGAGUGCAUACAGCCUGAGUUCCCUGAACAUGGGGACUUUACCACGAAGCCUGUACUCCACUAGCCCACGCGGAACCAUGAUGAGGAGGAGACUGAAAAAGAAAGACUUCAAAAGUUCAUUGUCUUUAGCCUCUAGUACAGUUGGCUUGGCUGGGCAGGUUGUUCACACAGAAACCACAGAGGUUGUGCUGACAGCAGAUCCUGUCACAGGAUUCGGGAUACAACUACAGGGCAGUGUGUUUGCCACAGAGACUCUCUCUUCUCCACCUCUGAUUUCCUAUAUUGAAGCUGACAGCCCAGCAGAGAGAUGUGGGGUACUACAGAUUGGAGACCGAGUGAUGGCCAUUAAUGGAAUUCCAACUGAAGACAGCACCUUUGAGGAAGCCAGUCAGCUCCUCCGAGACUCUUCCAUCACUAACAAGGUCACGCUGGAAAUCGAGUUUGAUGUUGCAGAGUCUGUCAUCCCAAGUAGUGGAACAUUUCAUGUAAAGCUACCUAAGAAGCAUAAUGUGGAACUUGGAAUAACCAUAAGCUCGCCAUCCAGUAGAAAACCAGGGGACCCCCUUGUCAUUUCAGAUAUCAAGAAAGGCAGUGUGGCACACAGAACUGGAACUCUGGAACUCGGGGAUAAAUUACUUGCAAUAGAUAACAUCCGGCUGGACAACUGUUCCAUGGAAGACGCAGUUCAGAUCCUCCAGCAGUGUGAAGACCUGGUGAAGCUCAAAAUCCGCAAAGAUGAAGAUAAUUCAGAUGAACAAGAAAGUUCCGGAGCAAUUAUUUACACCGUGGAGCUUAAGCGCUAUGGGGGCCCCCUUGGCAUCACAAUUUCAGGAACUGAAGAGCCGUUUGAUCCUAUAAUCAUUUCAAGUCUCACUAAAGGGGGAUUAGCUGAAAGAACUGGUGCAAUCCAUAUAGGAGACCGAAUCCUCGCCAUCAACAGCAGCAGCUUGAAAGGGAAGCCUCUGAGUGAAGCCAUCCAUUUGUUACAGAUGGCAGGAGAGACUGUCACCUUGAAAAUUAAGAAACAGACAGAUGCCCAGUCAGCAUCAAGUCCCAAGAAAUUCCCCGUUGCCAGCCAUUUAAGUGACCUGGGGGAUGGGGAAGAGGACUCCUCUCCUGCACAGAAACCAGGCAAACUCUCCGACAUGUACUCCUCCACAGUGCCCAGUGUGGACAGUGCCGUUGACUCAUGGGAUGGCUCUGGAAUAGAUGCCAGCUAUGGGAAUCAAGGCACUGGCUUUCAGGCCUCAGGAUACAACUUUAACACCUAUGACUGGAGGAGUCCGAAACAGAGAGGCAGUUUGUCCCCGGUCACUAAGCCACGAAGCCAGACCUACCCAGAUGUGGGGCUGAGUAAUGAAGACUGGGACCGGUCCACAGCCAGUGGUUUUGCAGGGGCUCCUGACGGUGCUGAGGUGGAGCAGGAGGAGAAUUUCUGGUCUCAAGCGCUGGAGGAUUUAGAAACCUGUGGACAGUCAGGAAUUCUGAGAGAACUUGAGGCAACAAUCAUGUCGGGGAGCACGAUGAGUUUGAAUCACGAGGCCCCAGCACCCCGCAGUCAACUGGGGCGACAGGCCAGCUUCCAGGAACGGAGCACCUCUCGACCGCACUAUAGCCAAACGACUCGAAGCAACACCCUGCCCUCAGAUGUGGGCAGGAAGUCUGUAACCCUGAGAAAAAUGAAGCAAGAAAUGAAGGAUAUCAUGUCCCCGACUCCUGUGGAGCUACAUAAGGUCACCUUGUACAAGGACUCUGACAUGGAAGACUUCGGGUUCAGUGUAGCAGAUAGCUUGCUGGAGAAAGGAGUGUAUGUCAAAAAUAUUCGCCCAGCUGGACCAGGAGAUCUUGGUGGCUUAAAACCUUAUGACAGGCUCUUACAGGUUAAUCACGUCCGCACAAGAGACUUUGACUGCUGCCUCGUUGUGCCCCUCAUCGCCGAAUCUGGUAAUAAGCUGGACCUGGUCAUUAGUAGAAACCCACUGGCUUCACAGAAGUCGACAGAACAACAGACUCUCCCAGGAGGAGAAUGGAGUGAACAGAACAGUGCUUAUUUCCAACAACCUAGCCACAGUGGUAAUCUGGAGACACGGGAACCCACUAACACAUUAUAGCAACGCUUUUUAUAAAACAGGACAAAAGACGUUAUCUACAUGGUGCUAAAAAUCCCUUUAAGAUUUCUGUGACAUUUGAAGCACAGAUAACCACGUGGCAUUAAGUACAAGCACAGGGGUCUUUGAAAUCUGUCUCACGGCUCAUGUUCACUUCCCUUUUUUGGUUACCACUAUGGUGUAUGGUAGGAAAUUUCCUGCCACCCCAAUGGUAAAAAAGAAGAGAAAAAUAGGUAGUCUGCCCCUCCCCACAAAUUAACAUCUGAGGAAAUUUUUUAUAAGUUCAUCUUACUGUCACUUUUUAAAAAGAGAAAUGUCUGUUUGAAAAUAUUCUCUAUGGUAAUUUCCUUAAUUCACUUUGAAAUCAGUUUCUUACUAUGAAGUCUUUAAUGUAAGAACUUGACCAACAAGGCUUUUCACAAUGAAGCUGGCUCUGCUAGGGGAACUAGUGUUUUGUAAGCUGCAGGGACUGCUGCCAUGGGAGGGGUACAGGUAUACGAUUAACUUAUCUUAAAACGUUUCAGCAACGAUGCACGUAGGAGACCAUUAUAGGUGGUGGGAAAAUGUUUUGCCCAAGUAGAGGAAUGAUCUUAACUAAGACGUAUGCUAUUCCCUAUGCAACCAAUUAUCAAACAGGAUAUGUCUUGUGACCUGUUUUUUUUUUUUAGGACACAUUUUUAAUAGCUGAAAAUCUCUGAUAAUGAAUAGUGUUUAGUAACACUGAGAAUUAGUUACCUUAUUUUUAAAAUUCAAGACUAAGAACUUAAGGAGAGAAUGGAGAGUCUAUUAAAAUAAGGCUCAUCUUAAAUGAUAGGCAAAUCAAAUUCAUACUGCUUGACAUGUUCUGAAAACUGGUAAUAUUGGGGGGUGUACAGCACAUGGACUUGAAAAUGACACUGGACUAUCUUUUGUUCUGAGCCAUGCCACUUACCGAAAUUGUAAAUACAUUUUUCACAAAAUGCAUUGCCAAUUAUUGCCAUCCCUCAAAGCAAUAAAUUGUAACAGUUGCUUUUUAUGUUUGUCAGCAACUGUUUUCAUUUGUUCAGAUAUUUUGAAUAGUUACACUAAUAACUGUUAUUUGGUGAAUAUAAAAAAUAAUCUGUAUAUUGAUUGUUGAAUUUCCAUACUGAAACGAUUAUUUUCCAAACAUUUUCAUUUUGGUCAAUAAUUCAAACCAUCACUUACGUAAGACAUUCAAACACUGUGUCCUUUGUUUAAGGAAAAAUUUCACUUUUCUUUUUGUGCAAAAUAUAUAUAUAUAUAUUAUUUUAAUCACAUUUCAGAAUUGCCAGGGCAAGAAAGUAUAGAGCAGAUCAUGUUGAGAAAAAAAAAAAAGAUCAUGAGUCACUUAAAUAUGUAUUUUUAUUUGUAACAAGUAUUAAACUGUAAAGUAUUUUUGUACAAAUUUAAUACUUUAAUAGCAUGGUAUUUAUCGUCUAUGUAUGUUUUGGGGAAUUCAAAAUUGUUGCAGAUAUUUGUAUGGGGGGAAAAAACCCUCUACCAAAUGGAAUAAACAGUGAUUUUAAAAAGCCAAAAAAUAUGACAUAUAUUUUUGGUGCCUAAAUAUAUUCAGAGUCGUAGACUGAGCCGUUUACAGUGUUUAUUUUUAUGUAAUUUCUAAUGGGGGAAAGUUUUGCCAUAAACUUGAGACACAGCAUGGAAGAGUUGGAAGAGCAUGGGUUUUGAAAUUGGACCUUGGUUUGAAUUCCAGGUCUGGUACCCAUUAGUGGUGCGGGCA
Molecule: messenger RNA, 5217 nt
Organism: Loxodonta africana (African savanna elephant)
Lineage: Eukaryota; Metazoa; Chordata; Mammalia; Proboscidea; Elephantidae
Gene: GRIP1
Product: glutamate receptor interacting protein 1
Exons: 24
Coding region: 135-3482 (1115 amino acids)
Biological process (GO): neurotransmitter receptor transport, endosome to postsynaptic membrane
Molecular function (GO): protein binding
Source: RefSeq, a predicted model, not a curated record